Molecule: messenger RNA, 1619 nt
Organism: Clupea harengus (Atlantic herring)
Lineage: Eukaryota; Metazoa; Chordata; Actinopteri; Clupeiformes; Clupeidae
Product: NAD-dependent protein deacetylase sirtuin-6-like
Exons: 4
Coding region: 219-1085 (288 amino acids)
Source: RefSeq, a predicted model, not a curated record
GGUGUUUGCAAGGUUUUUGCAUGCCUUUUAGGUAGUUAGCUUACUAGUUUUGGAACAGAACAGAGUGUUGCUGCUUUAAGUAUAAACAGGAUGACAAAUAUGGAAUAUUUUUGCCACCGACUUUGAUGGUUUGUGGUUACGUUCUUAAGUUUUGACGUAUUUGUGUGCUGUUGCUGUGGAAACCGUGUGGGAUUGUGUGCUGUUGCUGUGGAAACUGUAUGGGAUUCUGUGCUGUUGCUGUGGAAACCGUGUGGUAUUGUGGGCUGUGUUUGUCAUCCAGGCAGUAUGUGCGGGAGAAGGUGAUCGGUGUGAUGGGCCUGAAACCCACUGGCCAGUACUGUGAGGUGACACGCUCACGAGGCCUACGGGCGUGCAGGGGAAAGCUGAUGAGCACCAUUCUGGACUGGGAGGACCCGCUGCCUGACCGUGACCUCAACAGAGCUGAAGAUGCCUCCAGGCGUGCUGAUGUGGCCAUUACGUUGGGGACGUCUCUUCAGAUAAAGCCCAGCAGUGACCUGCCUCUCAUCACCAAACGCAAGGGAGGAAAACUAGUCCUCAUCAACUUACAGCCCACCAAAUACGACAAGCAUGCUGACCUCGUUAUCCAUGGUUACGUGGACGAGGUCAUGGGUCAGCUGAUCAAGUGCCUGGGGAUGGACAUCCCCGAGUGGGAGGGGCCAACGAUGUGUGAGACCUCCCCCGGAGACCCUUUUGACCCGCCCCUCAGCAAACUCAAAGAAGAGGUGAAGACGGAGGAGGAGGAGGAGAAGAAGAAGGGAUCAGGGGUGGUGAAGAAAGAGGAGGAGAAGAAGGGAUCGGGAGUGGUGAAAAAAAAGAAAAAAGGCAGAGCGAUAAAGGGAGUGGCAGCUGUCAAACGAGAGCAGGAAGAACCGCCCUCAGAGACUCUUCCAAAGAGCGAACCUGCAGCAGAGACGGACAGCAGCUCUGAGCCAAUGAGAACACAAUCUGCCCACAAUGAGGCGGAGUCGGUUAAUGGUGCAGAACCGGAUCCUUCCUGUCUGUCCGAGCGCGCUGAUCAGCCGUCCCAACCCAAGAAAGCCCGGACUAAGCCUGCUGCAACGUAAACACACCGUACUACACACAAAACACACACACACACACACACACACACACACACACACACACACACACAGACUCAGACUGCAUCCAGACACACUGCUCGGACUGCACAGCAGGUGCUGGAGAAAAUGCACAUCUCACAAACUCUUUUUUACCACAGGGGUGAUCGGCAUCAAGCCACACACACACACACACACACACACACACACACACACACACACACACACAGACACAUUUCUGCAUGCAUACUCAAGGGGAAACUUGCAGACUGAGACUGGACUGUGGUCAGCUGCUCCCUUGAGCUGCUCAGAGUCUCUGUCUGAGUAACAGCACCUCACCCUCAUUACCCCUCCUCCUCCUCUCUCACUACCCCUCCUCUCAUUACCCCUCUUCUCAUUACUGCAUCCAAGCCCUCAUUCUCCUUCUCUGUCUGGUGGUAGUUUGGACUUCAAAGAUGGCCUCUUACUCAGAGUGCCCCCUCCUGGUCCAUUGUGUGUGUCCCACUCUGCAGGUCGUCUGGGGAUACUCCGGUGGAACGU